AUGGGUGCACCUGGUCCAUACCUGGGAGGCUACCAGGACCUGGUAGGUUUGGGAAGGGAGACCAUCACAGCUGGCGAAAUCAACAGUGACUCACCUUAUAUGGUGGAGUCCGCAUGGCUCCCAGCCACAAGCGACGCACGUCAUGAUUUUGAGACCCGGCUGGACAGAAUCUUUGUCAACUUCUGGCAAUGGCUGAAGAGCAAGAUUAGUAAGCUCCAGCAUGGAGAUGACCUCCAGGGGCUACAAGCAUGA
Pelobates cultripes (western spadefoot toad) is the source of this 252-nucleotide messenger RNA. The record is from the annotation of a GenBank genome assembly. Lineage: Eukaryota; Metazoa; Chordata; Amphibia; Anura; Pelobatidae.